AUGCCCUCGCAGAACUUCACCAUCGACAACGUCAGCCCGCUGAUCUCGUACACCCCGCCGGGCCAGUGGCGCACGGGCUCUGCUUCGGACGACAAUUUGGCCAACAAGUACUCGGAUGGCGGCACGUUCAUAGUGACGAACACCGCCGGCACGAAGGCGUCGUUCUCGUUCAACGGCACAGACAUCUAUAUUUAUGGGGCGAAGCGUGAUAAUCAUGGAAAAUACACGGUAUCCCUGGACGGAGGGUCCUCCAACGAAUUCGAUGGCUACUCGAAGGACGCUAUCUUCCAGGUUCCACUGUACACGGCCGGUUCAUUGGACGCCAGCAAGAUGCACACUGUGGUGAUCACAUGCGAGGAGGAUUAUUAUCUCGACAUCGACUUCAUCACUUGGACCGCCAAGAUCGGCAAGGACACCGAGCCGCCACAGACCACAAUCCAGGACACAAACUCGGACUUCGAGUACAGCGGCACCUGGACGACGUCGAGUGACGAUAUUCCGAGCCUGUCUGAGUUCAAGGGCGGCACUGCGCACCAAACCCGCGACAGCAACAGCUACGUCACCCUUAACUUCACGGGCCAAGCCGUCGACCUCUUCGGUGGUGUCGGUCCGUCGCGCGGGCCGUACACGGUGCAGCUGGACGGCGGCGAGGAGCAGACCUUCAAUGCGACGAACACCAAUAUUGGCGUGCAGAUCAUGCUGUACCACGCCGACAACCUCGGCGGCGGGGAGCACAGCUUGAAGGUCGCGAACGCGCCCGCGAACACGGGCGACGGCCUGGUCAUCGACUAUGCAGUGUACUACCAGGCGGAUGAUGGUGAUUCGAGCAGUGGUUCGGAUUCCUCGGGCAUAUCCACGGGCGCCAUCAUCGGCAUCGUCGUCGCCGUCGUGGUCGGGCUUGCCGUCGCCGCGCUCGUCGCCUUCUUCGUCUGGCGCCGCAAGAAGAAGGCCAACCGCGAGGAGGGCGUGUGGAGCGACAAGGCGCCCUCAAUCCACGGCGCGUCCCCCCAGCCGUACAUGUACUCGCAGGCGCCGUCGGGGAGCCAGUCCGCGCUGCCCACCUCGCCGUCACAGUACCCAGGCUCUGUGCCGUCACAAUACGGUGGUCAGCCACCGUCACAAUACGGCAGUCAGGCGUACGACACGCGGUCGUACGCAGCGCCGUCCUUUGCGCAGGGCCAGCCGCCAGUGGGUGGUGCGCCCACUAGCCAGACCGGCUCGAGCUCGAAUAUCUACAACCCGUGGUCGGAUAAUACGAGCAACAGCGACGGUACCUCAUCCGGCCACCGUCCGGGCGCCUCGCAGUCUUUCACCCAAGGCGCUGCCCCCGGUCCCCUGUACGCCGUCAACCAGGACGGGGAACAGGCCGCGCCCGCACGGAGGGGCAAGCAGAUGGGCGCGGCGGUCCCCGCGGCGCAAGCGCAGGCGCCACCGAGCAAUCUGACGCCGGAAGAGCUUGCGCAUCAACGGAUGCUGGUCGAAGGUCGGGAACAGGACUUUGGGCCUCUGCCGCCGAACUACGAUCAGGCGACGCAGCCGUUCAGUCGAUGA
Molecule: messenger RNA, 1551 nt
Organism: Schizophyllum commune H4-8
Lineage: Eukaryota; Fungi; Basidiomycota; Agaricomycetes; Agaricales; Schizophyllaceae
Exons: 10
Coding region: 1-1551 (516 amino acids)
Source: RefSeq, a predicted model, not a curated record